UUUAAUACAAACCUAAGAGGGGCUUGGCUGGUUUCCAAAUAUGUCUGUAGACGCAUGCGCGAUGCUAAACAGGGCGGAGGAUCUGUCAUUAAUAUAUCUUCAGCUGCUGCACUGAACCGUGCACUAUUACCGGGGAGUCUUGCUUACGCUUCUUCAAAGAUAGCUCUUGACAUGGUCACUAAGAUAAUGGCCCUAGAAUUGGGAGUAGACAAGAUCAGAGUGAACUCAAUAGCACCAGGAGUUUUCAAAUCUGAGAUAACAGAGAACCUUGUCCAACAGAAACGUUUCCAUAAUGCUGUUUUCAAAGCAGUUCCUCUGAGAACUUUUGGAACAACAGAUCCAGCUUUAACAUCAGUGGUCCGGUACUUAAUACACAAUUCUUCGCAAUACGUAUCGGGCAAUGUUUUCAUUGUCGAUGGCGGAGGUACUUUACCAGGUGUUCCCAUUUUCUCAUCACUCUAGAAAAACUAGCUGAUGAAGACACAUACGUGGAAUCUGAUCAUUUCUUGAUCGAGAAAUAUACACUAUUAUCUGCACAAAUAAAUGGACAUGUACGUUAGAGAAAAAAUAAUGUCCCCAAUAAUGUUGUUACCAUACUGGCAGUUCACGUGCCAACUUUAAGGGGCUGUCAAUG
Messenger RNA from Nicotiana tabacum (common tobacco), 634 nucleotides. Lineage: Eukaryota; Viridiplantae; Streptophyta; Magnoliopsida; Solanales; Solanaceae. The record is from RefSeq and is a predicted model, not a curated record.